UAGUAACAUGAGCGCACAAUAGCAAUCCACCACCACUACAAGUGGAGGUAGUCCACAAGAUUGGCAUCUGCUAAAAGUUGUUUUGUCUUUUACUAUACAAUUGAACGACACAAGUUAUUUUUUUAUGACAAAUAGCAGCCAAUUGAAAUUAGGCGAAAACUUACUGGCGUGCUUAAAAUGGCAAAACUUGUACCACGCGAGAUGGUUUUCGGUCUCUUCCUAUGGAUUCACAGUGUGUUCGCAGACGUGACAUUUACGUCUAACUUCUCCAUGGACAACGAAGUGCACUCCAGCUUCAUCCAGCGGCGGCUGCGGAGCCAGGAGCGCAGAGAGAUGCAGCGGGAGAUCCUCUCCAUCAUGGGGCUGCCGCACCGCCCGCGACCCCACGACCACAACACACAAAACGCAGCCGCACCUGUGUUCAUGAUGGACUUAUACAACACCAUCUCUCUGGAUGCCCAACUUCCCGGCUAUUCAUAUUAUAAGGCCCCAGAGUACACUACGCAGGCUCCGCCGAGGGGGACAACGCAGGACAGUCGUUUACUCGAUGACGCGGAUAUGGUGAUGAGUUUCGCGAAUCUUGUAGACGCGGAUCAGGAAGGACAUCGCCAUGGCAACCACAGACGGGAGUACCGCUUCGACCUGUCCCGCAUCCCAGAGGGCGAGGCGGUGACGGCGGCCGAGUUCCGGAUCUACAAGGAGUACAUCCGGGAGCGGCAGGAGAAUGACACCUUCAGCGUCAGCGUGUUCCAGGUCCUGGCAGAGCCCCCCUACGGGGAGCGGGAGCUGUUCCUCCUGGACCAGCGGGUGCUGUGGGCCCCAGAGGAGGGCUGGCUGGUGUUUGACCUCACCACCACCAGCAACCACUGGCUGAUGCGCCCCGAGUACAACCUGGGCCUGCACCUGGUGGUGGAGGACAGCAGCGGCCAGCGGGUGAGCCCCGGGCUGGCCGGCCUGGUGGGGGGCGGCGGGCCCCAGGAGAAGCGGCCCUUCAUGGUGGGCUACUUCAAGGCCAGCGAGGUGCGCAUGCGCAGCGUGCGCUCGGCCCACGGGGGCAGGGGCCGCCACGGGGGCCGCGGCCGCGCCCAGAAGACCCCCCAGGACGCCUUGAGGGCAGCGGAGGCAGCAGCAGGUAACCUCAGUAACAAAAAACAGGGCUGCAAGAAGCACGAGCUGUACGUCAGUUUCAGAGAUUUGGGAUGGCAGGACUGGAUCAUAGCUCCGGAGGGCUAUGCAGCAUACUACUGUGAAGGAGAGUGUGCCUUCCCGCUCAACUCCUACAUGAACGCCACCAAUCAUGCCAUCGUCCAGACUCUGGUCCACUUCAUCAACCCGGAGACGGUGCCCAAGCCCUGCUGCGCCCCCACCCAGCUCCACGGCAUCUCGGUGCUCUACUUUGACGACAGCUCCAACGUCAUCCUGAAGAAGUACCGCAACAUGGUGGUCAGAGCCUGUGGCUGUCACUGACCCCCGCUGCCGGCUGUCACACUCUGCGUCCCCCGCGUCCUCCCUCCACUUAUGAAUGACUUUGGGGGAUUGACCGGGCAUGGAGUACAGACACCGGCGUUCAGGGCUGGGUUGAUGAUACGGCAGCGGACAGUAGGAACUGCCGCCGUGGCUGGAUCUAGGGGGGCGUGCGAGGACAAUCGCCCGUUGUUGGGCCCAACAUACCGUAGGAGUCUCUUUGUGUUGGUGCUUCCUCCCGGUGUGAAGAUUCGACACCGCUCUGGUGAACUUUAACCCGUGUCUCGGGACUGCAGACCCACCAGCACACAGUCUUGGCGAGAGGCAACAGACCCGGCGUCAGAGGACCAAGUGGAGGGGCGCGAUCUUAAACAGGACGGUUGUUUACAUGUGUUGGCCAACUCGACUCGUGGUCGAAUGCCAUUGGCUAUUCAAGUCCUUCUUGAAGUUUACGGAUCUCCUUUCAGCAAUCAGAAUAAUGUCGGAUAUCUAAACACUGUCAUUGUUCACAAUAAUUUUGUUGACACUUACAGGGAGCAAAACGGGGCCACCGAGUACCGUCUUUGGCUGAGACGCACACCCAUGUACCCACAUAGUGCUCGGCCUGGCUAUAGACCCCAUUUUGAAGGCGUCAAUAUAUGUUGAUGUUAUCUGGUGUGUUCAUUCAAGCCACUGAUUAUAGAAAAAAAACAUUCCCUGGCUUUAAAACUGAACAUAGUCAAAGAAGUUGAAGGUAAUAUAAAUACAAAGCUCAUACAUUUCUCCAACGAGUGCACAUUUUGGGAUUUGACUUCCUGUCGUAAAUAUUUACCUACAGACCUCUCUAUCGGCAACUGGGCUGCCCUGAUCUGAUAACCACCCAAACUAUUAAGAUGCCUUAGGAUUAUCUUGUGUAUUUAGCCUCUUUAGUAAUGCAAGAACAAAUAUUGGAGAAGUAAUAGAUGAUAUUAUGUAGCAGGGGAGGGUGGCUUUACCCGACUUUUUACAUAUAUCAUGUCCAAGAAUGCAUUACUGGCUGCGUUGACUGAAUACCUAAAAUACAUAAAAUAUACAAAACCUAUUCAAAACUGAAUCAUAAUACAUAUUUCAUGUUUUUAUUGGGAGCGGAUGUUUGUGGAAGCAGUGCAGGGUGAACAGGGGGAAUACAUUUGCCGGGGAUUUUAUGGGGAUAAUAGACGGAGAAGUCAGUUCAGUCGUUGAGCUGUGAACCGGUGGAUAAGUAAUUCAGACUGACAUUUAUUGGCCACGUGAAUGAAGGAAUUCCACUGAACCCACACUGAUCUAGACACAGGAAACCUUCUGUCAAAUAAAGCUGGGUGAGGAGAAUGA
Molecule: messenger RNA, 2793 nt
Organism: Gadus morhua (Atlantic cod)
Lineage: Eukaryota; Metazoa; Chordata; Actinopteri; Gadiformes; Gadidae
Product: bone morphogenetic protein 7-like
Exons: 7
Coding region: 178-1467 (429 amino acids)
Biological process (GO): BMP signaling pathway
Cellular component (GO): extracellular region
Molecular function (GO): cytokine activity; growth factor activity
Source: RefSeq, a predicted model, not a curated record